Molecule: messenger RNA, 1613 nt
Organism: Stereum hirsutum FP-91666 SS1
Lineage: Eukaryota; Fungi; Basidiomycota; Agaricomycetes; Russulales; Stereaceae
Product: ATPase V1 complex subunit H
Exons: 10
Coding region: 8-1321 (437 amino acids)
Biological process (GO): proton transmembrane transport
Cellular component (GO): fungal-type vacuole membrane; vacuolar proton-transporting V-type ATPase, V1 domain
Molecular function (GO): proton-transporting ATPase activity, rotational mechanism
Source: RefSeq, a predicted model, not a curated record
UGCCACCAUGUCCCUAUCUCUUGUCGCCAAUUCUUACCUCGACGAGAACAGCUCGAAGAUACGGGCGAAGCCUGUGCCAUGGGAGGGAUACCAACGCGCGGGACUAGUAACGUCGGAAGAGCUUGCACUCAUCAAGAAAGUGGAUAGGCAGCCCAAGGCGAAGACAGAGUCUAUAUUGCUUUCGGAUGGACAGACUUAUGCGCUGCUGUAUCUUCGACUGCUGAAGAAGCUGCAGAGAGUGGAUACGAUGCAAUGUAUCCUAGUGUUGAUUGCGGAUGCUUUGACCGAUCAUGACGAGCGGAUACCUCUGUUCACGCGUGCAGCAGAGUCAGAUCCAGACCUACCAUACGGUGCACUUCUCCACGCUGUUUCCAAUACCGACGACUUUGUUCAGUUGAAGGCAUCCCAGAUCUUGACGGUCUUACUCAGUUCUGAACAGGCCCCAUUACAAUCACAACAACUCCAACCAUUCCUCACUACUCUCGCAUCAUUCGUACAAGGCCAAGUACCAAACAAAAGGGAUGUGGCUGUCCAGUGUCUAGAAGCUAUCCUUCCCCGUGCCGAAGUUCGGAAAGCAGUGUGGGCGAUUCCUGGUAUCAUCUCUGGGUUGAUCCAAAUAUUGAAGAACAAACCCGGACCCCAGAUGAGCUAUCAGGUCGGCUUCUGCUUCUGGCUAUUAUCCUUCGAGCAGGAGAUCGCCGAGCAGCUGAACAAGAAGUACGAUGUCAUCCCCCUCUUCGUUGAUGUAGCACAAGGAGCCGUUAAGGAGAAAGUCAUCCGCGUCUUCGUUGCCACCUUCAAGAACCUCAUCAUCAAAGCCCCUGCCGCCAACCUACCCGCCAUGCUCGUCGCCGAACUGCUUCCAUUCGCGAACAACCUUUCAUCUAGGAAAUGGUCUGAUGAGGAUAUUCCUGAGGACGUGCAGUUCAUUCGGGACGAGCUCAAAUCUCGUUUCGAGUCGCUUUCGACAUGGGACGAAUAUUCAUCGGAGCUUGCAUCCGGCCACCUUUCAUGGACGCCUGUACAUGAAUCAGACAUGUUCUGGAAAGAGAACGCCGUGAAGCUCAACGACAAAGACCAUGCUGACCUCAAGCAACUCAUCAAGCUCCUCCAAGACUCUCAAGACCCAACAGUUCUCGCUGUCGCCGCUCACGACCUUGGUCAAUACGUCAAACACUACGAGCGUGGAAAGAAGUUGGUUACCGACUUCGGAGCCAAGACGCGUGUCAUGGAGCUCAUGUCGCAUGGGAACCCGGACGUGCGAUACCAGGCUUUGGUCUCUGUACAACGUCUUGUCAGCCACCCUUGGCAAUCCGUGUAAUCAUCCAGGGGACUUGGAGGUGUAGCUGCUCGACUACGCGCGAUCAGGGAGGCGAACAAUCCUGGGACAUGGACGGGCAAAUAGCGUAUGGCGGAGUACCCACGUAUACGAUUGCAAACGAUGGACUAUGACUGGAAGAGCAAGGAAUACAAUCCGAAGUGUGAGCUUCGUGUAAUGGCCUGUAAUGAUGGGUGUCACUUAUAUUCAUCGCAUAAUCAUGGAAAAGUCUGCGCUUCUACUUCGGACAGACCGUACAAGAUGUGGCUUCAUAUUUUUAGGCUUUACGAUUUUU